This is a messenger RNA of Aureobasidium namibiae CBS 147.97, 1101 nucleotides long. RefSeq lists its product as uncharacterized. Gene Ontology annotation, cellular component: telomerase catalytic core complex. Gene Ontology annotation, biological process: telomere maintenance via telomerase. The coding region runs from base 1 to 1101 and encodes 366 amino acids. The transcript has a single exon. NCBI's taxonomy places the organism in Eukaryota, Fungi, Ascomycota, Dothideomycetes, Dothideales, Saccotheciaceae. The record is from RefSeq and is a predicted model, not a curated record. Gene Ontology annotation, molecular function: telomeric repeat DNA binding; telomerase RNA binding.
AUGAAACGAAAGCGAGCCAGUAGACCUGAGCCCAUAGCUCUGAAGCGUACGAAAACCAGCAACGGUGCUGUGAAAAGCAACCUUCAACACAUACCUUCCAUUCUCCGACUAUACUAUCCUCAAGUUCUAACAUUACGAGAAUACCUUUUGCAAGCCCAUCCGUCCAAGAACAGAAAACGUCAGAUCCAGAACUAUGGGGACCAUAACGUGAAGAGCUCUCAAGGCACCAAUUCUGAUCUGGCAAACCUUCUGGAUAGUGUUCUCGUUGGCUGUCACGAUGCGAAGAAAGAAGAGCAAAAUACUACCGACUAUAACAACGACCUCAGCGUGUUCUCAACGCAGGUGUCUGGAUCUACAGCAAGAUCUAGCGGCUCGCAAACACAACUUUCCUUUGCAGAGAUUGUGGAUUUCGUCACCUGGCGACUUUUUCGUCAGCAUACUUCUGGACAUCGACCACCACACGUCCUUUGCCAUGGGUACUACUACGACGGCCUUGGAGAUGUCAAAACUUCGAUCAAAACAAUCACGACCAACCGUGAAGGCGUUCCACUGGACCCAAAUGAGCAUGUCGAGAGGUUGAAAGGAGAUGCUUGGGCUGGCUUGACGAGGCUGGUUGGAUCAAAGGGUACUGUCACGCUCAUCCAGCUGCUGCAGAAUUGCGGCAUGUUCAUGCCUCUCGAAGGAGGCAGAAACAACCUCAUACAGAUCAGUGGAGUCGAUCUCUCUGAGCUCCGGACUGUCGACAAGCAUAACCCCACAGGUGGUCAGAAACCAGAUGGUGGUGCAGCUCUAGAGGUAGCUAACACUGACGGUACUGGGUUCUCAUCCAGGCACGAGAUCAAUACCCUUAAUACAAUCCGGUUCGUACGACACCGUAUUUUGUACAGGAAGCCCGACCUCAAUGCAAAAGGAGGGGCAUAUUUCGGUCUCCCUCAUAUCCGUAUGUCUUGUGGACUCCACAACUCAGCUCAACGUCUGACACAUGAUAGAUGUCUUGAAUCGCAUUGGAUACGACAAAGAAGUCGACAAGACUGCACACCUCUUGAAGUACAUUUUUCCACGCCAAUUUGGACUUCACAAUGUCUUCACCCACGCGAUUGA